GAGGUUAAUGAAAGUCCAAUUUGUUUACCUUUUAAUUAACUUAAUUUUCUAUUAUCAAUUUGUGUCUUUAUUAAACUUUUGUCUUCUAUCUAUCAUCGAUAUUGUCCAGUGUUGAUUGUUUGCUUAUUUGUGUCUAACUAUUAAUGAUAUUGUGUUGAAACAGUCAACGGAUUUUGUGUUGUGGCUUUUUUUUUGUUUUGUUGACCAAAAGGAAAUCAAAACAAGAGAGAGAGAGAGAGAGAAAUUUUUACAUUUGUUCUUUUGACAGUUUGGUUGUUUCUCUGUUUUUUUUAGUAAUUUUUGUCCUCUCUCCUUUUUUCUUUUAGUUAAAGUGGAUCAUUUAAAUUAUCUUGACAAAACGGCGACUCCAUCGGUUGUAGGCUUAUGCCAUAAAUGUGGAGACGCUGUUCUGAGCGAGGGCACAGGAUGCACCGCCAUGGAUCAAGUUUACCACAUUCGGUGUUUCACUUGUAGCGUUUGUAAUCGUCAACUUUCAGGGUUGGCCUUUUAUGCUCUGGCAGGUAGACCUUAUUGUGAAAGUGAUUAUCUAAACACUUUGGAAAAAUGUUGCGUCUGUAAUAGGCCAAUUUUGGAUCGGAUCUUGCGAGCAACAGGUAAACCCUAUCAUGCUGAGUGUUUCACUUGUACAGUUUGUGGUAAAGGUUUGGAGGGAAUACCUUUUACCGUCGAUAAUGCCAACAGGAUCCAUUGUAUUGAAGAUUUUACCAAAAAGUUUGCUCCAAGGUGUAGUGUUUGUCAUAAACCGAUAGUUCCGGAACCAAAUCAGCCAAAUACAGUUCGGGCUGUGGCUCUUGAUCGUAACUUUCACGUUUCGUGUUACAAAUGUGAAGAUUGUGGCCUCCUUUUGUCCUCACAGGCUGAAGGACGAGGUUGUUAUCCUUUGGAUGAUCAUAUUUUAUGUCAAAAUUGUAAUGCACGAAGAGUAAGACAAUUAACAGCAAGUGCUUGCUGAUAAUCAAAACAUUGAAACAAUCAACUAAUUGAUUCAAUCAAUAAUCACCUAAUUUUUUCCCCAUAACAUUUAUCUUGUAUUUUACCUUUUUAAUGCACGAGAAACAAUCUAUUCAAUUAUUUCUCAAUAAUUCCAAUCCAUUUAAUUAAUCAAUCUAAUUAAGAUGAUUAUAUCAUUUUAUUAACAAAUUCAUUAUUAAUGAUGAGUAAACAAUUUUUACAGAAACAAACAAACAAACAAACAAACAAAAACAGAAUCUCUCUGAACAUCAACUGGGAACAUUGAUUCAAUUAUACUUAUAAUUAAACGAUUUUCGUUAUUAAUAAAUUGAUUGGAAAUCAUUUUCGUUGGU
Panonychus citri (citrus red mite) is the source of this 1325-nucleotide messenger RNA. Its product is annotated as thyroid receptor-interacting protein 6-like. The record is from RefSeq and is a predicted model, not a curated record. Lineage: Eukaryota; Metazoa; Arthropoda; Arachnida; Trombidiformes; Tetranychidae. Gene Ontology annotation, cellular component: stress fiber; focal adhesion. The transcript has a single exon. Bases 437 to 973 code for a protein of 178 amino acids. Gene Ontology annotation, biological process: cell-cell adhesion.